Stereum hirsutum FP-91666 SS1 is the source of this 626-nucleotide messenger RNA. RefSeq lists its product as uncharacterized. Gene Ontology annotation, biological process: autophagy; autophagosome assembly. The transcript is spliced from 7 exons. Bases 35 to 589 code for a protein of 184 amino acids. Gene Ontology annotation, cellular component: phagophore assembly site. NCBI's taxonomy places the organism in Eukaryota, Fungi, Basidiomycota, Agaricomycetes, Russulales, Stereaceae. The record is from RefSeq and is a predicted model, not a curated record.
CGUACAUCUCAGGUGGCCAACAUCGCUUGCAACGAUGAGCGCACCUACCCAUGCCAUUAUCGAUAUUGACGUCAUCCUAGAUCGGUCCAACACUCGAGACGUCCUCCGUGCGCUCCUCCACGCCAUCCUCUUUCAUCGCCUCUUCGGGAAUAUAAAGCCACAAACGUUUGAAGUCCUCGAUGUUACAAUCCCCGGCGUAGCCGACCCGGACAUGGAGAAGCUCGUAAACGAGAAGGUCGAGGUGUUCUGGAAAGGUAUGGAGAGCGGCGCCCAUAACAAGCGUGGACAGGUCAGUGUCACAUAUUCCACCAAACAACCGAAGAAAUCGUGGCUAGGGAUAACAUACGAAGAGGAAGUUCCAUGGGAGCAGUGGAACAUCAAUGUCGAGGUCAAACACCCCAAGUCUGAACAAGACCGCCAGACCUAUCUUCGCACUCUUCCCAAUACUCUCACUCGCGCUCUCCAAACAAUGCUCAUUCAUACGUCCUCUGAAGCCGGCCGCGCAGCUGUACCUCCUAUCACGAACUCGAAUAUUUCGCCUUUUCCGAUGAAGAUCACGGUCAAGGUUGGUGGGACGGAAGUUGGGUAGUUCUCGCAAACAUAUUGGUGUAGUGAAUGUAUGUUAU